UCUUCCUCUCUGAUUCGCGCCAUGAAUGGAAUCGAGCACCCGAGCAAUGGCCGAACCGCGUACCACUUCCAACCUGCGAAGAAUUGGCAAAAUGAUCCCAAUGGGCCAAUGUACCACAACGGCAUCUACCACUUCUUCUACCAGUACAAUCCCCGCGACGCCACCUGGGGCGACGGCAAGCUCUCGUGGGGCCAUUCCGUCUCCGGCGACCUCGUGAACUGGGCCGCCCUCGAGAAUGCAAUCAAUCCCACAGCCCCGUUCGACGUCAACGGUUGCUAUUCAGGCUCCGCCACCGUCCUCCCUGGCGGCCGGCCGGCCAUCCUCUACACCGGCCUCGACACCGACAGGGCGCAGGUCCAAAACGUAGCCUUCGCAAAGGACCCCUCCGACCCGCUCCUCCGCGAGUGGGAGAAGCCCAGCUGCAACCCGGUCAUCCCCAUCCCUGCGGACGUCACCCGCAACAACUUCCGCGACCCGACGGAGGCGUGGCGCGGCCGCGACGGCCUGUGGCGAGUCGGCGUCGGAGCAGAGGUCGGCGGCCUGGGCUCGAUACUCGUCUUCCGGAGCGCCGACUUCCUUCGCUGGGAGCGCAACGCUGUGCCGCUGCACGUUAGCUCGCGGGACAUCCCUGAGCUCGAGUGCCCCGACCUGUUCCCGGUGGCGGAGCAAGGCACGGAGGGGCUCGAUGCGUCGACUCCGAGCGGCCCGGGGGUGACGCACGUGCUCAAGCUCAGUGACCUGGCUAGGGAGGACCACUACAUGGUGGGGCGGUACGACGACGAGACGGACACCUUCGUGGCGGCGGAGCCCGAGCUUGGCGUCGACUGUAGGAACUGGCGCCGGUUCGACCACGGCCACCUCUACGCGUCCAAGUCCUUCUACGACGCGCGCAAGAAGCGGCGCGUGUUGUGGGCGUGGGUCGACGAGACGGACGGCGGUGGCGUUGCCAGAGGCUGGGCCGGUCUCCAGGCGUUCCCGAGGGCGAUGGGGCUGGACGCCGACGGGAAGCGGCUGGUGCAGUGGCCCGUGGAGGAGAUCGAAACACUUCGGAGGAAGCGGGUCGGCCUGCAGUGGGCGACGGAGGUGGAGGCCGGCGGCACGAAGGAGAUCGCCGGGAUCGUGAGCUCCCAAGCGGACGUGGAGGUCGUCUUCGAGAUCCCAAACCUCGAGGAGGCCGAGACAUUGGACCCGAAAUGGCUGCUGGAUCCGCGGGGGCUCUGCGCAGAGAAGGGUGCGUCCGUGCACGGUGGAGUCGGCCCGUUCGGGCUGCUCGUCAUGGCCUCCGCCGACCUGGAGGAGCACACGGCUGUGUUCUUCAGGGUGUUCAGGCACCUGGACACGUACAAGGUCCUCAUGUGCACCGACCUCACAAAGUCAUCUACGAAACAAGGGGUACACAAGACAUCCUACGGAGCAUUUCUGGACGUGGACGUGGAGAAGGACAAGCUCUUGUCGCUCAGAACACUCAUCGAUCACACGGUGGUGGAGAGUUUCGGCGACGGCGGGAGGACUUGCAUGACGGCCCGCGUGUACCCGGAGCACGUGGCGACGAGUAGCAGCCGACUGUACGUGUUCAACAAAGGGACAUGUGCCGUGAAGGUCUCCAAGCUGGAGGCGUGGGAGCUAGCGACGGCGGCCAUGAACGGUGGAGCCAGCGGUUCCGUUGAACCGGACGUCGGGGCUUUGUAG
Messenger RNA from Lolium rigidum, 1689 nucleotides. Its product is annotated as beta-fructofuranosidase, insoluble isoenzyme 7-like. NCBI's taxonomy places the organism in Eukaryota, Viridiplantae, Streptophyta, Magnoliopsida, Poales, Poaceae. Gene Ontology annotation, biological process: carbohydrate metabolic process. The coding region runs from base 22 to 1689 and encodes 555 amino acids. The transcript has 4 exons. Gene Ontology annotation, molecular function: hydrolase activity, hydrolyzing O-glycosyl compounds. The record is from RefSeq and is a predicted model, not a curated record.